Molecule: messenger RNA, 2559 nt
Organism: Mycena citricolor
Lineage: Eukaryota; Fungi; Basidiomycota; Agaricomycetes; Agaricales; Mycenaceae
Source: the annotation of a GenBank genome assembly
AUGAUGUCAUGUCUACAUACUGUGAUAGUCGCUAAUACAAACAAGCUUCAACAGCGCACACCAGAUCACGUGGAGCCUGAGGAGAUCCGAGACUACGACCCCAAGGCCCCGCUAGUGCAGGAGACUUUGACGGAGGAGGAGGAGCAGGAGAAACGAGCGCGGAUUCAAGCUCACAAUGGGCGCAUCACUCGCUGGUACGCCUAUCGAAUUCGACGCGCUCUGAAGCGACAACGGGAAUGCGGUCUCGACCCGCGCAAGGAUCCCUUCGCGGUGCUGAUGGGGAAACUGUCCGGAAUCACUCGCCCACCGAAAGCGCGUCAGGGAUGGCAGCAAUAUAUGCGUGAAGCGAAAGCAGUGGUGGAUCCUAUCAUCCAGCAGAAGCUGGAGGCGCUGCCGGAGGGGGCUUCAAAACGUGGAGAUUUUCGGGCUGGGGUCGUGCGGAAGCUUUUCAGGGAGCUGGAGCAGGAGGAGCAGAAAGCCGUACAACAACGCGCCGCCGCUGAGGGGGAUGUGAAGAAGGCUGAGUAUGCUGCAAGCCUCGCUGCCGAACCACCUAGGGAUCCAUUGAGUCGACAUUGUGCAAUCAAGGCCCUGGACAGUUUCAUGCGCCCCAUUAUCAAGGGUGUUCACGAACGCACUGGCCUCCAUGUUACGAUGCUUGUAGGAGGUCCGAUGCCGGAGUUCGGUGGCGAGCUUGGGACACAUCUCAUUUCCUGUGGCGAAAACAGAGCGGCCGACGCAGUUCACUGGGGCCAAUGGGAUGCGAAGAGAUUCAAACGACACGUUACCGACUUUUUCCUGGAGUAUCUCGAGACUGCAUUCACGAAAGCGGACUGUGAAGCUUCUGCGCUGGCAGCAGAUGGGCUGAAUGAUGGGUUGCUGGUCGAUUCUACCAUGCUCGCUACCGCCAAGUACAAGAUUGCGUCAAAGGAUGACGAUUCAUCCUCCUCCUGCUCCGACAAUUCUGACGACGAGGAUCUGGCCUCGAGCGAUUCGGAGAUUGAUAUGGAGCGCGAGCAGCUUGCGGCGGCGGUUGAGGGUAGACAGGGCGGGUCGUUGAAGGGGAGAGGGAAGCGGAAGGAGCGAACAAAAGAUAAGGGGAAGGAGAAGGAGGGAACAAAGGAUAAGGUCGCAAAACCCCGAGCCAAGCGCAAGGCGAAGGCGAGCGAGAAUGCGGGCGCAUCCACCACCGUCCCAUCCACAACCAGCGCAUCCCCGAGCGUGCCAGCCACAACCCUCCCAUCGACAACCAGCGCAUCCACCACCGUCCCUUCCACAACCAGCGCAUCCACCAGCUCUGUUGGUGUCACAAACGGUAGCGGCGUCUCAUCAAGAACAUCGUCCCCGGCACCGUUGGCGAGUUCACGCGAAUCCUCGCCUGUUGCUGAGACGACGGCAGCUCUUACGUCUGAGGACAGAGGGGAUGAUGAAGAAGAUGUGGAGGCCAAGGAGGCAAAUAUGACCCCGGAAGAGCUGAAACGUCAUCGCCUGCCGGAGCCCUGCAAGACUUUGGUCACCUUUUUGACCAAGCAUGGGACGGCAACAUACGAGGACUGGUACGCGGACGUGCCUGACAGUGACCUGCCCUUCAUGAUCAUGCGGCGCCGUAACAUCGCGAAGAAUCAGGCCAUGCUGAGGGCGCUGAAUCUCGAGGGGGCUGUGGACGGUCUGAGUCGGUCCGAGGGCAAAGAGGCAGCCCCGGCUGUGAAGAAGAAGCGACGAGCAUCGAGGUCUUCGGCAUCCGCUGGUGGUCCGGAGAAGAGGAGGAGGUCGAGCAGAUUGGCGGUGACAUCACCAAAUGAGGGUUCCUCGAACGCGGGUGCGGGCGAAGAAGAUGAAGAGAUGGAGGGUUCUCCGGUACCAGGGAGCGCGAAGGAUGGGGCGGAUGGAUCACAGCCAGAUUCCGGAGCCAGCAGCGCCAAGAAUGGGACGGAUGGAUCACAGCCACCUCCAGGAGCCAGCAGCGGAAAGGAUGGGAUGGGAGGAUUGCAGGGAUCGUCAUCUGUGAUCGAACAACGCAUGCGACCAAUCUGCCCCAUCAAAGCGGAUGUAUGGUUCAAGACCGCGCACCAAAACAUGGUGCAAUUUGACCUGGGGCCUCAUUUUGAUGCGGUGGUGGAGGCUUGGACGAGGACCGAGGCUGCCUCGCGCUAUGAGGUUGCGGAUACCAAACUGCCAUCGGAGAAUCGCCCAGCGGAAGUUUCAACCUGGAUCAAAGGACAGCGGCGAAAGGUGCCUGAGAUUCGGGAUGUCAAUCGGUUUGGGAUGCAGUUUAUGGCCUGGUGGGGUGGGAUGCAGCCAGAUUGGCGGAAGCAAGACUCGUCGAAUGGUGGAUGGACAAGAGGUUCAUAUGGGGAGGAAUGGGGGGAGCUGUUUCAGUGGGGCCCAAACGGGGUUUUAUCGUUGGUUGCCGGGCUGUGCUUCUGGGGGAAUGCACUGACGGCCGAAACAUCGGCGGUGGAUCAAGAGAAGUGGCUGGAGGCUGUGAUCGACGUCGGAUGGAUGCUGGAGGGCCUAGCUACACAUUAUGGGCGGUGGAAAGGGCGGGGACGGUGGUAG